GGAAGCCAUGACUUAGUGUCGACAACCACUUGCUUCCGACAGCCAUGCAGUCGCGCGCUUUCCUGUUGCGGCGCUUGGUGGAAGUCCAAAGGAGAACGCAGCUGAGCGCUGUGUCUCAACGUGCACUGCAUGUGGUACGUGUACCAGUCUGGGACAGCUCACUAUGCAGAUACAGGCCUCCACGUACAAGCCGCUGUUUUUGGAGCAGUCCUUCCAACGUGCCAAUGUCUCGCGGUGAACGGAAGCGAAUGGAAGAUAGUUACCGUGGGACCUGGUGGUAUGGUGCCAUUGGCAUGUCCAUCUUUGCCUGCGUCUUUGCGCUGGUCCCGCUGUACAAGCUUUACUGCCAAGCCACUGGCCAGGGCCAGGCCUCGGCCACGCAGUUGGGGCACAAAGAUUAUGCGCCGCCUCCCAAGGAUUCGGUCGACACCAAGCGCCUAGUCACCGUGGACUUUGCGGCCACCGUACACACUUCCUUGCCCUGGGAAUUUGUACCCCAACAGCGACGCGUAGUCGUUGGCCUUGGGGAGACAGCGCUGGCGUUCUAUCGUGCCAAGAAUACCAGCGACCGACCCAUCAUCGGAGUCUCUGUGUACCACAUGAUUCCUGCAGAGGCCGGCCUCUAUUUCAACAAGAUCCAAUGCUUCUGCUUUGACGAGCAGCUGAUCAAUCCAGGUGAAGAGGUGGAUUUGCCAAUCUUUUUCUUCAUCGAUCCCAUGAUGGGAAAAGAUACGCGUUUUGACCACGUGGAUCGCAUCACCUUGUCCUACCUCUUCUUCGAGUCGGACUCUGAGCUACCAGAGGAGUACGAGGAGUUCAGAAAGAGCUUGCCCUCGAGCCAAACGCCAAGUGCAGCGCCUGCGCCGGCUCCGUUGCCUGCUCCGGUCCCUGCCUAGACGAGUUUGGAUGCCUUGCUGGCGUUGUGGGCCUUCGGUCAGCGCUGCUACAUGACGGCAGCGCAAGAGACGAAAAUGAAUGAACGACUGGUAGCAAUCGGCUGGUAGCAAUCGGCAGCACCAAGGAAGAUGGAACGUUUCAUUGCACAACAAACAAACAUUGAUUGAAUGAUCUUGUGGAUGCUUACGAAGCCUGGCGAGCCGGGGGGACUUCUUGCCUUGGAGGGGAGAGAUUGCAGAACAACUGGCGGUCUCACUGGGCCCUCUUACGUCCGCGGUGGGAUGUCACUCUUGUUCCAACGGAUUUCCCGGUUGCAGGGUUCCAGUGUUGUUGGCAGUAUAUUUUUGUCUAGAGUCUGUCGGAAACAUGGCAACACAGAGGUUGGGACAUUAAGCAGCUCAGUAGCCACCUCGCCUGUGUACUGAAUUGACGAUACAUCUACUGGGACACUUGCG
Durusdinium trenchii is the source of this 1352-nucleotide messenger RNA. The record is from the annotation of a GenBank genome assembly. NCBI's taxonomy places the organism in Eukaryota, Dinophyceae, Suessiales, Symbiodiniaceae.